This is a messenger RNA of Mangifera indica (mango), 2841 nucleotides long. RefSeq names its product protein REPRESSOR OF SILENCING 3. Gene Ontology annotation, cellular component: nucleus. NCBI's taxonomy places the organism in Eukaryota, Viridiplantae, Streptophyta, Magnoliopsida, Sapindales, Anacardiaceae. Bases 226 to 2580 code for a protein of 784 amino acids. Gene Ontology annotation, molecular function: RNA binding. The record is from RefSeq and is a predicted model, not a curated record. The transcript is spliced from 5 exons.
CCACUAAUCACCCGCAACCCUUUUUAAACUCACUAACUCCUCUCUUUUCAUGACCAGUAAACGCAGCAGCCUACUGCAAUUGCCGCCGCACCCGCUUCCGUUUGACGACCCACUUUCAGAUAUAGAAUCCAUUCUUAAACAAACAGAUUUUACGGUUAUCACUCGCGAGCAAUUUAGUAAGUAUCGCUAGAAAGUUGAAAAAAUUGUUGACAAGAAACAGCCAUAAUGGAACCCAAAGAAGAAGUUAAAACGAGAAUAUACGUGGGAGGACUGGGAGACAAAGUGACAAGCGAUGAUCUGAUGAAGAUUUUCUCAUCUUUGGGAGAUGUUAAAGCAGUGGACAUUAUCAGAACCAAAGGCCGCAGCUUUGGAUACAUCGACUUUUUCCCCUCCUCCGAUAAAUCGCUUUCAAAGCUCUUCAGCACGUAUAAUGGUUGUGCGUGGAAGGGAGGGAGGUUGAGGCUGGAGAAGGCUAAAGAGCAUUAUCUUGCUCGGUUCAAUCGGGAGUGGGCUGAAGAUUCUCAACUUGCGAGUACUGCACCCACUGAAUCUGAUGUCCCUGAUAAAGUUACUGUAUCUUUAGAGAAGAGCAAAAAAGUUGUUGAUUCAGCAAAGAAUCUACACAUUUUCUUCCCCAGAUUGAGAAAAGUGAAAGCAUUGCCAUUUAGUGGAACGGGGAAGCACAAAUACAGUUUUCAACGUGUUGAAGCUCUGCCAUUACCAAGGUAUUUCUGUGAUUGUGAAGAACAUUCUGUUCCUUCUUGUCCUGCAAAAGGGAAUCAAAUGCAAAAUCAAACUGAAAAAGAGGUAGAAAUGCAUGGUCUGGAAGGAGAGAGUAGUGGAGUGAAUGAGGAAGAGCUUAAAAUAAUGAAUUCAGUGAUGAACAAGCUCUUUGAGAGGGAAAAUGUCUCUAAGGCUGCAUCUCACGAGACUGGGCCUGCCGACAAUGGACAUGGUUCUAUCAAAUUGAUUGAGGAUCUGCAAUUUAGUGAGAAUGAAGAAGAUGCAGAUAACAUUGUAAUUAAUGCAGUAUCUAGGGGAAACAACAAAAUAUCCUUAUCACAGUGCCAGGAAAAAUCUACUACCUUGCCAGUUAAUCAGAAAUCAACAUUCAGUGAGAAGGGAAAUUCUAAAGGUAAACCAGCUCAGAGUGUGCCUGAAUCAGGGAAAAACCCUAACAAAAAGAGGAAAUCACUUUUCAGUGAAGAAAGCACAAAAGAUGAAUUAGUGUCUAAUAACCCUGGAGGUGGCAUGAAUUUGCAAACACCAUUGGGAGCUGAACCUGCUGGAACAAAAUCAAGUUUCAAGCAAUCAACUGCCAACCGUUCAUGGUCCCAAAAGUUAUCUUGGAGAGCACUUGUUGGAGAUAAGGAUAGUAGUGCAUUCAAUGUCUCCAGUCUACUGCCAGUUGUUUCUUCUACCAAGGAAGCAGACAAUGCUGUUGAAUCAAUUGAUGUUCUGCAGUUUGAUGAGAAUGAAACAGAUGAAGAUAAUCUUAUAAUUAAUGUGGUGUCCAAGAAAAACAACAGAGAGAAGUUGUCAAGGAACCAAGAACAGGCCUCGAAGUUGACAGUGAUUCGGGAUACCCAGAAAUCAACAUCAAAUGGAUUACAAACAUCUGAAGAUAGACAAGUUCAGAGUGUGAUUAAGGCCCAAAAUAAUAGUACUCCAUUUUGUAAAAAGAAUAAGAAAUCUCUUAACAGUGUAGAAAGUGAUGUACAUGAAAUGGUGUCUACUAUACCAGAGGCCAGUGGCACUGUGCAAACUCAUACAAAUGUGCCAAGUAAUCCUUCAGAAGCUCAACCAACUGAACCAGAAUCAGGUGUCAAACAAUCAAAUCCUAAUCCUUCAGAGUCACAAAAGUAUUCAUGCGGAGAACUUGUUGAACAUGAGGACAAAGAUGUAUUUACUGUCUCAAAUAUGUUAAGAAACAUUUAUACCUUUGAACAACCGAUAUCUGAUGCUCCAAUUGUUCCUGAAUCCACUGACAGUGAGAACAAUAUCACAAGGUAUGAGAACUUGGAAGGGAAAUUGGAUGAUAAGGCAAUAGUGGAGGUUCUUGAUGGUCGACCUUCUGAAAUCAAUGAAUCUACAAGUAAAUCAGGCAAAGGUUCAUCAUGGUUUCAGAAAUCCCCAUGGACGCAAUUGGUUACUGAGAAUAACAAUUCAUUCAGCAUCACACAAAUUUCUCCAGGUAUUACAUUUGGAAAUCAUGAACUGACCAAACCCCAGGAGGUUGCAAAUACAGUGAAAAACACUGACGGCAUGGGCAACCAUAUAGUAAACGCAGAUAAAAGUGAAUCUUCUAAAAGUGGUUCAACCACAGUGGACUACAGGAAAGAAAGGGGCAAUGCAUCAAAUCUUCUGGAAAAGAGCCAACAGACUGUGGUUGGCAACAAUGAAGCUUCUGCCUCUAUAGAUGAGUAUAACAACCAUUCAAUACAAAACCAAAUGCCUAAAGAAGAUGUUAGCAUUAGUGAAACUUGCUUGUUUAUGAGAAGUGCUGCUUCGCUAAAAGAAUGGGCAAAAACUAAAGCAGCUUUAAGUGGAUUACACAAGAGAAAAAGCAAUGGGAAGUAGAUAUUUGCAGCUCAUAAACAGAGAAGUUUGAGGUAAAUUUGAUGGGUACACAUGAUAGGCCACAUACAAAUGUUAGUGUAAUCCUGUAUAAUGAGCAGUAAUAUUUAGAAUUUGCUCUAUUUUUGGUGAACUUUUGACUAUGCAUGCUUUGUUUUUUGUAUUUUUGUAAUUUCUAUAACGUAUCUUGAACACUAAUUAUGUACCUUUGGUUGCUGAAACAAAUCAUGAAUUCCUCAGAAUAAAAGAUUAUUUGUGAAAUCA